ACAGCUCUUAACGUUUCCAGGAGUCACACAGAACAAAAAAAUGUGUAAAAAAAGGAAGAGUGCUACUGUUCGCUUAGCUGAAGCUGUUCUUCUGACGUGUUGUUUAGUCCAAACGACAGACUGUUAUCGACUGAAGAAAACAGAAACACGGCACGAAGCCGAAGCAGCCACGACGACAGGUGUUCCGGAGGGGAUAAUUGUGUUUGGGAAAGCGUUUCAGAUAGGGUCAGGCCUUGAGUCAUACAUCGUCGAUGGGACCAGGAGGGCUUCUUCGAAUGGCUCUGUGGAGGAUGAAACUUCUUAUCAAGCAGACUUUAUUGGCUGGGAAAAAGGGCAUAUACACGAUAUCGGUUCCAAAGAAGCAGAAUGGAAGCGCUUGUCACCUACCCUGCAGUGUCUGAAGGAUCAGAUGAAGUUCAGAGCUGUUGGCCCAGCAGCUUCACAGCUUUUGUUGGACCGAGGAUAUGCACCACCAAUACCACUGUCCCACAUCCCUCCCAGCUGUGGCUACAAUGUGCAGAAGAACUCCAUGGCACUUGUUAUGUUGAUCCCUUUUAAUGGCUGCAAUGUGUAUCAGAAGGGUGGAAGUUAUGUGGUGCCAAUGAGCUGGAAAGGCUAUCCAGUGUCACUCUUGUGUCCCAAACCUGCUUAUACAACUCCUGCCCCACAAUACAUUGUACCUGGACACCCUCCAAGCCAUCCCAACCUCAAACUCCCCCCACUGUAUUUCUUUCCAUAUCCAAAGUACCCAGUAGUUCUGCCAGAUCAUGUACACAAGCCAGAAUUGCCUAAAUACCCACUAUACCACCAUUGGACUCCCUAUUAUCAGUACUUGCCUCACCCUCCAAAAACAGCUUUGCCCACUGCCAGUGUGCAUAACUUUGCUCAUUCCCAUUUGUUUCCUUUUCCUCUCUAUCAAAACGUCCCUCUACAUUAUCCCCAGCAUUACCAUGGGUCUCAGCAAUCAGCUGGUCACCUUACUGUCCCAGCCAAACCCCAGGUGCUCGACAUUCCUAUGUUGCCUCAUUUUCCUCACUUUUACCAGCCACAGUAUCCAAAACAUCCUGUGCUGGAUGUGACUACUACAACUGAGGCACCAGUGGAACCCACGGUGACUCCUCCACACCUGUACUAUCCUCCACAUGGCCAUCCACACUAUCCUCCACAUGGCCAUCCACAUGGCCAUCCGCACUAUCCUCCACAUGACCAUCCACACUAUCCUCCACAUGACCAUCCACACUAUCCUCCACAUGGCCAUCCACACGGCCAUCCGCACUAUCCUCCACAUGGCCAGAAACCCCAUUCACAUGGCGACCACAUUCAAUUGACGCAAUUCCCCCUUCCUUAACGCUAGUCUGCUGAAACUGUUGUAAUAAAUGGUUUAAAUAAGUGA
This is a messenger RNA of Amphiprion ocellaris (clown anemonefish), 1393 nucleotides long. RefSeq lists its product as uncharacterized. The transcript is spliced from 4 exons. The record is from RefSeq and is a predicted model, not a curated record. The coding region runs from base 41 to 1348 and encodes 435 amino acids. NCBI's taxonomy places the organism in Eukaryota, Metazoa, Chordata, Actinopteri, Pomacentridae.